CCAGCGCCUUAGCAGUACCAUGCUGCGCCAAAGCUUACCGUACAAUGUCGCUUUCAAAAUCAUAAUUCAUUUUAUAGCCUACUGCACAUUUGGGGGUGUGUGCGCGCACGCAUGGGUGUUGAGCAGCUGGUCUCUGGUGUAAACCAAUGACACCACAAGAUGGAAAUCUGCUCUUGGCAAUAAAAAGCGUCGGCGAUUGGUUGAUAAUUUCUUACAUUUGGACUUAACAAAUGGAAGCGUGCGCAAGCACCCAUGGUGUUAAGCCAAUGAAUGUAAACGAAGCGGACCUUUGCUGAAGUGGUUCUACUCGCGUCUCCGCGCGGAUGUGUCUCUAUUAGCACAGAGGGAGCGCGCGGAUCGGUAUUGGCAUCGAUAAGGAAAAUAUCUGUGUGCAGCAGUUUGGGUUCUAAGGAGAUUCUCAUCUGUGAGUGAAUUGGCAUCUCUCAUUCAGCCCUCCGUCGAGGCUGCUGCUGCAGGCUUGUUGAUGAACGCAACAUCAGGCAACAUGGUGACUACCGUUUCCAAAGGCUCUUCAUCAAACUGCCCGUCUGAGUACAACCAGCGCCACGCAGUGAGAAUCGGAGGCUGGUGAGGCUGGAGGCUUGGCUCUGAGCUCUGCUGGUGGUGGAGAGAGAGAGAGAGAGAGGAAGAGGAAGAGAGAGACGGCUCCAGUGGAGGCAGGGCUGUGGGGGGAUGGGGAGGACCUGGUCCCCGGAGAAGAGGCUUCAUUGAGGGACAUGAGGCAAAGCUCAGCCCUGCUAGACCCUCUCUGAACCAGAGUUCACUGACUGCACUGACUGUUGAGUUGAGUUGAGUCUGACACUCAACUCUUUGCUUGCUAGUUUUUUUUGUUUUGAGUGGAGAUCUUUUGCUUUAUGUCUCCUGACCAAGUGUGAAAUUUGUGCCAAACAGGAAAAAAAUUACAGACAACGAAAAAAAGAGAAGGAGAGACUAUCAGACUGACCCAGAAAGUCAUUUUUAGUACAAUUUAACCUAUAUGGGAAGAUUUUUUUUUAGUGUUGAUACAGAUUUCUCCUUAAAAUAUUAGCUUCAGAACAAAAGACUCUUUUUAUUUGAGCGCCCUUUCAAUGCUAUUCAGCUUUCUUAAGAUUUUUUUUUGUGAUGAUGACCUAAUGAGAUUUUCAUUAAGUCACAGCUUUGCCGUGCCAUUUUAAAAAACAAAAACAAAAGACAAGUCAUAAAGUUUACAUUUUUUGUAACGCUUUUAUUUGAUUGCUGCUCAAAGAAGAUGGUAGUUAGUUUUGAGAGACUAGUGCAUUAGAGUUUAAAGUGCUUUAUGCUAUAGGGACCCUGUGUGGCGGUGGUGAUGCAUUAACUGGGUCUAGGCUGCAAAUGAGGUGAAUGCGAACGGGAAAAAGAGCCUCGGCAUUGAUUGACAGAUUGACAGGCAUCAUGUGACCAAGAGUGACCUGCUGCUAAUGGCUGUUUAAAUAUCGUGUCUUUGGUCUGUGAGUCCUCUGGUCAACGUGCUUCCCUCCCCUCCCCCUCAGAGAACGUCCUGUCCUCAUUUAGGUGCCAUUUGCUUGUGAACAAAAAAGCCUUCCAGAAGCAUCCAGCCCACCUUUUUUUGGUCUGUGUGCAAUUGGACAGAUGAAAGCCAUAAUAUGUGAACUUUUAUAAGGCUUAGAUAGACUGCUUUUUUUAACCUGUGAGUACACAUGAAAUACCAUUGCCUGGUGCAUUUAUGUGUUCAGGGAUUCCUGUUAAAAUGCUGAUUUAAGAUGCGUAUGUUUUCCAUUUAAAACAGCAACAUUUAAAAAAAAAAAAGUUGAUGGAGCAUAUUGUUUAGGGGAACUUGAGGGCUGUGAAAGAUUGUUCCUCUACCUCAGUGGUGUGGGUGCGGACACACGUCCGGUUUAGUACUUUGGGAGCCCAAGUUGAAGUUUGUACUGAAAGUGAAAAAAAGAAGAACAAAAAAAAGGAUUGGACUGGUUUGUGUUGCUUGUAAUAUAUAUCCCCACGGUGACGAAUGAAUCUCAGCCAGUUCAUGGGUUUUUUGUGGACAGAACCGUGCAGUCCUGCCAGAGACGGGCCCAAGCCCACCUUCGUCUUGUUCUGCUGGGCAGAGCUGAGUCCAGAACAGAGACACUUGUGUAAGGGGGCCACACACACAUAGAUAUUUAGAACUUUUCAAGCUCCCCACCACCUUUCCCCAUAUGCCUCCAGAGUCGCUCUAAAUCCUGCAGCUCUCUCUUACGCUGACUCAUAUAGCUUCCUCUAAGCCUUUGUGACAAGUUUUGUGCUGCCCUUUGAACUGUUUUGAAUUGAACUCACAGCUUUGAACUUGACUGCCCACCUAGGCGUCAUAUUGUGUGUAUCACUGACGUAUUUGUUCUAUUAAGAGAACCUUUUCCUACCACACCUUAUAUCCUCUAACCUAGGUGUGUGAGUUAUUUAGUUCUUUGGCGAUUGUGACUCCUUGCAUGCUGUUGGAUUUAUUGGAACUAGUCACACUCUGGCAGACAUUUGUUUGUUGAUGAUAAUCAACACUGCCAAAUAUUAGGACGAGCAUAAACACUCUUUCAAGAUUUGUUUACAAGAUGACAGCAGCCCUCACAGCUGUCAGUGAAAUGUUUACAUCUCAGAGAAGAGCUAUGAAAUGGUGUCAAAAGUCGAUUCAUUUCUAUUUUGACACUUCCCUGACAGAAAAGUGUAUAGGUCAGAUGAUUGUUGUUGAGGAACUGAGGUGCCAGUAUAGUUACAUUUGACCUGCUUAUGUAGUGACUACUUGCAGACUACAAUUCUAAAAGUUUACAAUUCUGAGAAAAAUGUUUACAGCCAACAUUUUUCCUAGACAGUGAAUCUUUUUCUGGGCCAGGGUGCAGGCUCUGAACAAAAACACCUUUAACAGUGUUGCCUAUCUCUCGUCUUCAGUAUUGAUCAUUUUAAACGUUUACAGUGGUUGCAUAUUUGUUUUGUUUACAAGGACAGCGCUGUCCACCUCAAAAGACGUCUGAGUUGAAUGCAUGUAGAGAGUACCUGUUUACGCAGUAGAUAACUCUGACCACCUCUACCAAUCCAUCGAACCCUUCAGUAAAUUGUUGUUUACAGUGAAUGCUAUUGUUCAAUGUUUCAACAGUCUAGGCCAUUAUAUCCUGUGCCAAUUUGGAUUUCUAUUUCGUGUAUCAAUUAAGUGUUCGCUAGUACACAUUUUCUGUAAGAGAUUCAGCCUGUGACUAAAUAUUCUCCGUGUUUACAUUGCUAACUGCUAACUAUCAGAGAUUUUCAUUAAGAAUGGGAGCAACAUGUUUACACUAAGAUGUGACUGACAGUUCUAUGCCAUAUUACAUGCUUUUUUGCUUGAAUAUAAAACAGCUUAGAACUCACAUACUAAAGAGCUUGCAUACUAAUGUAUGCAUAAUUAACUUCAAGGAGAGAUAUUGUCUUUAAAGGCUUUAUAUUGUCAUACUGACAUGCAGUUUUUGUUUUAAGAAGAUAAACUGCCUCAAAGGACAUUCCUCCUUGCAUUGCUGCUGUGUUUGUAAAACUAAAGGGUUGUUUUUUCAAAGGCCUCUGCAUUUUAAGAGUUGUUUGUUUCCCCUGUGGACGAUGAGGCCAACCCUUUCUUCAGCCAUGGCAGCAGUUCUGCCUCUGCUGUAUGCUCUGAUGCUCUGCGUUGCCACGGCGACCGUGACUCUGCCCUCAGAGCGUCGCCUGGCAGCCAACGGGAGCCCCAUGCUGGUUCUGCUCCGGGGCCUUGGCAGCAAGCCCCUCCCAGUCCCCUGCCCCCGCCGGCCCCCCGGUUGGGCCAAGGAGGCGGCGGCCAUGGCUAUGGAGCCCAAGGGCGCUGAGAUCCUGCCCAAGCCGCUUCCGCAGAUCAUGCCCCGCAACCUGACGGACGCCAUGAAGCCACCGCUCGGGGCGGCCCAGGUGGCGCCGCCGGAGAAGCUGGUCAACAUGGACGUGUGCCGUGGCUACUACGACGUCAUGGGCCAGUACGACCUGACCUUCAACUGCUCCAAGGGCACGUUCAUCUACUGCUGCGGCACCUGCCACUACCGCUUCUGCUGCGAGCACUCGCGCAACCGCCUCGACCAGGACUCCUGCACCAACUACAACACGCCCGACUGGGCCAACACGCAUGUCUCCACCACGCCGCCCCCCGGCUGGGGGCCUGGCCCGACCUUUGACCCCGUGCGGACGCAGAGCAACACGGCGUACGUGAUCGGUGGCGUGCUGUCCUUCACACUGGCCGCUGCUGUGGGCAUGAAGGUGGUGUUCCACAAGAUGUCCCGCCGGCCACAUAACAGGGAGAUCAACAUGCCCAGGGCUCUGGUGGACAUCCUGCGGCAUCAGUCCAGUCCUGUCCAGCAGGGGGAGCGGAACAACAGCACCAUCCUCACCACGGCCACCAGCGGCGAGGGCAAGCUCGGACGCCCGCCCAAGAAGCUCUACACACCUGUGCUGCCAAGCAAGGACAACCGCCUUGGAAACGUCCAACACAAUUUGGGCGGCCUGUCUGGGUCCAGCCCCAAACAUACGGCUACUAUUGAGCGCGCUCCCCGCAUGAACAACGUCCAGCUGGCCCCGACGGGCACGCUGCUGUCCAGCAAGCACGGCAGCAUGGGCCGGCCGCCCUCCUCGCUCUCACACUCCUUCCACAACCUGGCCCAGCUGCCCCCGUCCUACGAUGUGGCCAUGAGACCGGAUAUCAGUCGCUACUGCUCCCUCAAGAGGCUGGAGAAAGACCUGGAAGACUACAGUACUAUGGGCUACAGUACCUCUAAAAGGCGGCCCAACAAUAUGCCCCCAUCCUUUCACUCCUCUCAGCAUCAUCUACACUGGGGUGGCGACUACACCCUCGGAGCCCGGGGCACUCUCCCCCUGCACUCCUCCCGCUCUCGCAUCCACCUACCGGCCACACCCAACCCGUACCCUCUGCCCCCUUCCCAAUCAGCGUACCACCCUGGUAUGGAGCCUCUGUCCCACCCCCCCCGGGUCAUGUCCCAGGACCAGCUGCUGAUGCUGGGGGAGGGCAACACGCUCUCCCGCCUGUCCAAGAACCAGCAGCACCAAUACUACAAAGCCAUGACCACCAGCAAGAGCUCCACCGGCAGCACACUGCGCCGGUCUCACGAGCGGCUCCUGGUGUCGCCCGACCGGUUGGACGAGCGGGUCAGGAUGCCGACGGAUUUCGGCAUGCCGCCGACCUUGCCGCGUCUCACCAGCCACCAGAAGGCCCAGUCGCAGCAAAACGUGUGCGUCACGCCGUCCAUGGACCGCCACCACAUGAUCAAGAUGAACUCCCACCCGUCGUCUGGCCGCGAUAUGGAGCGCAGCCACCCCACGGGGGGAACCAUGGGCUGGGCCGAGAGUGGACACGGCUCUAGUGGAGGUGGAGGGGGGACUUUGGGCCACAAUGCCAGGCGGAUGGCCUUCGCCACCAAGCGCCAGAACACCAUCGAACAACUCCACUACAUCCCUGUGGUGGGUGGCGGGGGAAACGCAGGCCAGUCACUCAGAACAGGGAGCAAAAACGAAGUCACCGUGUGAGACAAAGGCACAGAGAGACAGAGAGAGAGAGAGAGAAAGAGAGAGGCAGAAAAGAGAAAGAGGAUUGAUUUCAGAAUGUAUACUUUUUCAAAACAAAGAAAGGGUGGUCUGAAUAUUAUGCUCGACUCAAGUGAGGAUAGCAUGACAGAGAGAGGGAAAGGCUUACUCGGAUAAAAGUGAAGUAAAAGAGCGCUGAGCUAACCUGUUGGAUAAAAGUGACGGAGACAGUCAGAGUGUCUCUCCUUGAAAAAUGAUGAAUGGGGAAGAAAAGAGAUUCCUUGUCCCAACGUUCCUCUGUAUCCAUGUUUGGGAGAUUAAAUAUGAGAUAAUUAUGACUCAGAGGCCAUAGAUUUUCUCCAUGUAGCCUAUGUAUAAUAAGCAUAUGAAACUACUAUGAAACAUCCUUACUCACAUACAUAUUUGAUAGGAGUUAUGAAAAGGGUUGCAAUGAAGCACCCAGGUUUGAGAAAAACAACGGUCUUGUUAAAGGAAGCGGAAAUAAUCAUCCAUAUUUGGAGAUAUCCAUUGUGUUAUUUGUGGAACCCAGUGGUGUUUUGAGUAAAUAAGCUUGACAUUGUUGUUUGGCAGCGCAGGAACUUGCAGUUUAAUCUGAAGUUGUGCUUCGUUCCAGAUGAUGCUCUGAAUCUGAAUGAGAGAGUGAUUCAUAGUCUUUAUGGAAUCCUCUGCCAGAUGAAACGAUUCAUAAUUGGCUUGCAAUGAGAUGACGUACAAAGAUGAAAAAAAAAAAAAAACUACAAAUUUUGAUCAAUAGCAAAGGCCCUUUGAUAUGGUGCUGGUGUGUUUACGUUCCAUAGAUGGGAAAGAGACCGUAAACACUUGAAUAAUUAGUCAGUCCAUUCCUGGCAUGUAACUGAAUAAUGGCAUAAAUGUACCUAUAAGGCAUUUUUCAUCACAGCUCUAACUGAGUUUGUUUUAUACAAAAUUACUUGGUAAAAUUUUUUUUAAUAGGACUUGAGCUACCCUUUUCCUGACAAUGUCUAGCACAGUUUUUGCCAGUGCUUUGGUAGUGUUCAAUAUGUGAUUCCAUAUAGACCCUUUCAAGAGAGUUCCAUUAUCAGCAUCAUAGUUGGCCCCACAAGACUUCCUUUGUAACAUUCCAUAUGUUAUCUUAAUGCAGAGGAAGUAGAUUGGGGCCCAAAUAGAACGUUCAAGCAUUGUUUUUGUUUUUAUUGUUGAAAGGGUCUAUAUCCCUGCUUUGUUAUUAUGGUAGCAUGGAAAUACCAGCUCUCAUUGGAUUAUUCAGAAGUAGGCCCAAGUGCCCGGGAUGGAAAUUUAGAGUACCCUUGUCUAGACAUACAUUAAGUAACAGAGGCCCAGAGACAAAUAGCAGAGAUAACAGGAUGAACACAUACGGCGGGUGUGCUUUCUGUAGUGUAGUGACUUGUUUCAGGGCUUAUAGCUUGGUGUGCAUUUUCAUUGGUUGCGCAGGGGGGAAAGAGAGGGUGCAGUGGGCUUUUUCAGAUGCAACGGCGAGCUGGAGAGGCCCUAAGGAGCCUGUGGCCGGUCACAUCUGAUAUGCCUGCUCUGGUCAGGUGCUGGGGCACAAGGCCGGCAUGUCCUCAACAACAUGAGAACUAUGUGCGGGGGAAGGGCAACGUGUGCGUGUGUAUGUGUGGGUAUGUGUGAGUGUGUGUGCCUGUCUGAUGGACUCUUUUACUCCAAGGGCUACUCUGAGGUCUCUGUAUUUGUGUACGUCCGUAUACUUCAUGUUAUGCCCUCUAUUUGUUUGCAAUGUCACAAUUUAUGAUGUGUCAUGGUAAAGGGUAUGUAUUUGCCUUUCCACGAGUCUAUAAAAGAGGGUGAUGAACCAAACAAAUUCUGCAAAGCUUCUUUAUUGUGGUCCUGUGAUUUUGAACUUCAAUUCUAAAGACACCCUUUCUAUGUUGUUUACAUGGCUGGGAGAGAAACAAGUGUGAUCUCACAUUUUUCUGUAAAUCUGACUCUGCAAACUUUUUUUUCAUUCAUCUAUCUUUUGUCAUCAGAUGGCAGAAACUUCCCAGUUCACACGGAACUGCUUUUAACAAUGUUAUCUGAAGAGUUAAGACAACACUUAUUUUUUUCCCUUGUCUUUCCACAUAAAAUUGUCUUAGGAGUGUUAUGUUUUAUCACUGUUUUGACAGAAUCCUGACAAACUUGGAUUAUAAAUGCUGUUUAUUUAUGUUGAUGACCUUUGGAUUCUAGCUCAUUAUUACCAUAACUCUUUCUUAUCUAUUUUUGUUUAUUUGUCUUUAAUUUCAUUGGCGUUCCCUACAUUCUAAAUAUUUAGUUUUGGUGGAAUUUAAACAUUUGUAUUGUUGACUUUUUAAAAAUUCAGAUGCAGUUAUAUUGAAAAGACAAGACAGCAUGUGAAGAUGUCAAAGACAGUAUUGACAAUGUCAUCGUGCUGACUUAAGAUGUCAUGGUGUGUAUGUGUCCUGUGCGUGCAUCUGUGUUUGUGUGUCUGUGUGUAUUCCUGUGUCUGUUUCAAGAGAGUUGAAUCUCAUUUGACCUGACAGCUUUGUUAUGGCGUCAGAGAAAUGUGCUUUUUAGGAAAAUCCACAGUAUGUUACAAAUUGAUUUAUCUCUCUGUAGCUUCUUGAUUUUUAGGACUCCCAACCUUAUUUAAGAAUAAAUAUGUGCAAGAUUUCACAUAUGGGCUAAAUAAGGCUAAACUACACUGUAGUUUCCAAUAUGUUUCGGUAGAAGCAAAUGAUAAUGAUAUGACAGCCACAUUUUGGGAGAUACAAAUCCUAUUUAUUGUGAUAUUAACAUGUUGUGUGCGAUCCAACAUUGACAAAGGUGUUCUAGAAAUCCAAUCUCAUUUUAAAAUGAGAAGUUAUUUUGAAAUCUUUUUUAAAACACAAAUGUUGGGCUGAGAAGUUGAAAGCAAUGUUUCAGAGUAUGAAGGGCCAGUCAUUUUUAAAGAUUUAAUCUUCUCUUGGAUUUGAAAAGAGACAGCCUAUUGUUAUUGUGUAGCUAUAUUAAGUUGCUUAUACUUAACCCUUGCUUUGUGUGCCUGUUAAUGUCAGGGAAGUCUAACCGUAUGUAUGUGUGACUGAGUGACUGCAUACUCAAAUGAGUGCCAAAGUUACAUAUUUUGUGAGUGGCUUCGGCUGCCCCCAAAUAGGCCUAUUGUGUUCCCCCAUGAUGAGCAUGACAUUUUGAUAAAGACUGAACUACAAAUCUUUAACAUUAAGGGCUUUACUGGCCCUGGAGGAGUGAGACAUUAAUUUGCAUACCUCGGAAAUUUGUGUAUUUGUUACAAAAGAUAAACCCAAUUCCUUUGUUUCGACAAAUUGAAAUAAUUCCAGUUAUCAGUGGUAUCCUACCUUUGUAGAAUAAUGUUAAUUAAUGAUAACAAUAACAAUAAAAAAAAUACAAUGAGUGAA
Alosa alosa (allis shad) is the source of this 8903-nucleotide messenger RNA. RefSeq names its product shisa family member 7 (gene shisa7b). The record is from RefSeq and is a predicted model, not a curated record. NCBI's taxonomy places the organism in Eukaryota, Metazoa, Chordata, Actinopteri, Clupeiformes, Clupeidae. Gene Ontology annotation, biological process: regulation of short-term neuronal synaptic plasticity; regulation of AMPA receptor activity. Gene Ontology annotation, cellular component: dendritic spine membrane; postsynaptic density; postsynaptic membrane.